AUGCCGCCGAAGUAUAGAAUGUCCGACUCCGACUCAGACGCCGACAGAGAAACUGCCAGUGGUCCCUCUGACCAGACUCUCGAAAAGGGUCUCCGCGACGGAGUUGCUGCAAUCUUCAAGUCGGGCAAUAUGGAGGAAUUGACUGUGAAACGCGUGCGACUUGCGGUGGAAAACAAACUAGGUCUCACAGCGGGGUACUUCAAGUCUACAGGUGAUUGGAAAGUGCGGAGUGAGGAGAUCAUCAAAGACGAGGUUGAAACACAAGAUAAGGCAGCGCAUGAACCAGAGCCCGAACCUGCACCGCAGCCGAAGCCGGCUACCCUAGCUAAACGACCAAAGCCCGAAGGCGCACCUAAGCCUAGGAAACGCCAGAAGACGAAGACACCAGUAUCAGACGAAGGUGAAGACGAUCCCUCAGUCGCGUCCGGUGAUGAGAGUGAUGAGGUGGCAGAACCCAAGAAACGAUCAAAAGUACCCGUGAAGAAGGCAUUCGUACAGAAGUCCAAGUAUACUGCCCCAAAAUCCACCAAAAAAGACGAAUCGGACGAAUCGGAAACUUCUGAUGUUGCUGCAAACACCUUGGAUGUCCCCAAGGCGACCACAAAAGACGAUUCCGAAAGCGAGAUGUCAGUGGUACUCGACGAAGAGCCAAAGCCCAAAGCCCCGCGCAAGCGACAGAAGAGUACAGAUGGUCCUGCUUCCAAAACGAAGAAAGCACCGAAGGCCAAGGGUGAAGAUAUCAGCCCGGACCAGGCUGAAAUUAAAAGGCUGCAAGGAUGGCUCAUCAAGUGCGGGAUCCGCAAGCUAUGGGGUAAAGAGCUUGCUCCAUAUGACACCCCUAAAGCAAAGAUUAAGCAUCUGAAGGGAAUGCUUGAAGAUGCUGGAAUGAAGGGCAGGCCAUCUCAAGAAAGGGCUAACCAAAUUCGCGAAGAACGGGAGUUAAAAGCCGACCUGGAGCAGAUCAAAGAGGGAGAGAAAAACUGGGGUGUGCAGAGCGACGAGGAGGGUGGUGAUGACGAGAAGCCUCGGCGUAGAGUUAAUCGGGGGCACCAGUCGCUUGCAUUCCUGGACAGCGACGAUGGUGAGGAAACCGAUUAA
Molecule: messenger RNA, 1098 nt
Organism: Penicillium soppii
Lineage: Eukaryota; Fungi; Ascomycota; Eurotiomycetes; Eurotiales; Aspergillaceae
Product: putative transcriptional regulator
Exons: 2
Coding region: 1-1098 (365 amino acids)
Cellular component (GO): nucleus
Source: RefSeq, a predicted model, not a curated record